AACUGUUAUUCUUUGGAUUAUUUUUCCAUAGUGUGCUCUAAAGCUAUCUUUCCCGUGAGGAACGCGGAAACCAAACUUGCUGAAAGGCCAGGCGAGUGGUCAACCGUAUUUCGUUGGCAUUGUUCCCGGAGACAGAGACACGGUGGCACAUGCAAAGAAUCCACCGUCCUCAGGUUCAUGCGGUUUAUGGGAAAACAGAAGAGUUCGUCGCCUGUGUGUAUGUUGGUUUCAUGGGACUGCAAUGUUCUACGCUUCUCCGGUUCACUGGUGAAAUUGGAAUCUGCGGAGGAGUGACAUGAACCCGUUUUCUCAAUUUCUUCGGUAGAAGCCAGUUUUCCCCUUUCUUUGCUGCUAGGAUGUCAGCAAGGAGGUCUCGCACGUUGUUUCGCGUCCUACGUUUUUAGUGCAUAGAACAAGUGACCUGUUUGCAGCAUUCUCACUGCGUUUAUUCUUCUCUUUGCCCUAGUUCAAGGAACAAUGAGAAACAGUGGAAAGCUGUCAACCCUCGGACUCGGCGUUGGGGCCGUGGUUCUCCUUACAGCGUCAGCGCAGUUUCUGGUUAGCAGUGGAGCCGCGUCCGAUUUUCACGAAGCAGCAAACGUCUCAGGACACCGCGAAGAAUCCAGGAAAUUACUCCCGGCAGAAUUUUUGCUCUGGGGCACGAACGAGGCAGGUAUCUCUGUGGCAGAACAACCGCCAAUGCUCCGCAAGAGAACCGUAAUUUUUUUCUCGCGCGGGGGUUCAGAUUCUUUGGACAGCAGCGUGUUACCGGGCACUGUGAAUCUGCCACAUAGCGAAGACUUAGCUUUGGCAGCAGCUGCGCAGGCGAACUCACAGUUCCCGAACGAGGUCACUGAAGCACGGAACAGCCUUGACGAAGCCCGACACAGAGGCAUCAGGAAAGAUGCUGAGGGCUGCCUUUCGCCAACGGACCAACACAUUAUUACUGGCAAUUUUCUUUCUUCGCUGCCACAGCAGCUUGAGGAGCCGAGUGGGGACUCGAGCGUUACUUCUCGGCACCCCUCCACGCUAUUCUACGAAAUUCUUUUCUCUUGCGGGCGCCGAGCAUUCGGCAACGAGGAAAGAACGACCGCAUGUGUGCAGCACGAACUGGGAGUACAACUUGGCUACCAUCUUACCACUGGGUGCAUGCGUUGCUUUGCCAAAAGUGUAGCGUGCACUGCGGCAAACUGCAGGGGUGUGUGCAUGCUCGACAGCUGCGCAGAACGCUGCCUUCAGUGUUCCGAGGACCACUGCAAAACAGGCCUGCUCGCAUGCACGGAACUAUCUAGCGUCCCCCCGCCGUGUGUUGAGGACCAGGUGGCCUCCUCGAUUGUGCGCAGCAGAGUCCCGCUUCCACUUGGCCGCCGUCUUCGAGGUUUCGGCAGGGCUGUUCAACUCUCGUACACGACCACCAGCGCGCGGACAUCUCUUGCAGCGCCUACCCUGCAGCCGAAGUGAAAAACUAGAGAUUGUCGUAAUUGGAGUUGUCCGCAGGUCAGAACCAGGCGUUUGGUGCGCGGUGGUUCAUUCCGAGCUUUUUAAAACCAAGGGAUACGCCUGGUGUAAUAAAUCGCACCAGCAACCUUGCGGUCGCCCAGAUUACAAUCGCACCUCCUGCGGCACUAUGCACUAUUCUUGGAGUGUGCAAAUUAAAUUGUCGGACAAGCGGAAUCUGAGGAUCUCGCGUGCCAAGACUCUAGUGGAAUCAGGAGUUUGAUGGCAGGGAAAGAGAGUGUCGAGGAAGGCAGGUGCGCAGCUUACCUAGGAGCCGCUCAACUGAAUACGUGCAUUCAAUUCAGUUUCCCUUUAGACGUGAUAUGUAAAAUUCAGGUAAUAAAGAGAGUCCAGUGCUCGUGCUAG
Molecule: messenger RNA, 1863 nt
Organism: Toxoplasma gondii ME49
Lineage: Eukaryota; Apicomplexa; Conoidasida; Eucoccidiorida; Sarcocystidae
Exons: 2
Coding region: 478-1461 (327 amino acids)
Source: RefSeq, a predicted model, not a curated record